Chrysoperla carnea is the source of this 997-nucleotide messenger RNA. RefSeq lists its product as uncharacterized. The coding region runs from base 64 to 903 and encodes 279 amino acids. The record is from RefSeq and is a predicted model, not a curated record. The transcript is spliced from 4 exons. NCBI's taxonomy places the organism in Eukaryota, Metazoa, Arthropoda, Insecta, Neuroptera, Chrysopidae.
AUAAAAUUAAAUGAAACUUUUUAUCCUACUAAAAGUUAGUUGAGUUUGAAUUUUUUGAUAAUUAUGGGUUGUGCAAGUAGUGGACCAAAUAAUGGAUUAUUGGACGCUGCUCAGAAUGCUGUCAGUGAUACAGUUAAAGCUGGUGAAACCCUCGCAGGCGAUAUUGGAGAACAUGCAAAAGAAACGGUUACUACUGGUGUAGGACAUAUGAAAGAUGCUAUGGAGUCAGCGGUUACAUCAGUCGAACAUGGCCUAACAUCAGCUGUGGAUACGAUCGGAGAAACAUUAGGAAUUCAUCAUGAUAAUGCAACAAAAGAAAUUUCUGAAAAAUUAUCAGAAGCAGAAACAGCAGUAACCAAUGAAGCUGAAGAUAUGAUGGACGAAGUAUUAAAAGAAACUGAUAAUAUUGUGGAAGAGACAAAAAGUGAAUUUGACGACAUAACGGAUGAAAUAGAUAAUAGAAAAGAUGCGGCAAUGAAUGAAAUAGAAAAUAUUAAAACGAAUAUGGAAAAUAUGAAGAAUGAAAUGGAUUCACAUGUAGAAAAUCUAACAAAUGAUAUUAAUACGGAAAUCGAAACCUUAAAGGAGAAUAUGGAAAAUACAAUAAUAAAACUUGGUGAUGAAACAGACGAAACGAUUCAAUUAAUUAAAAUUGAAGGUGAAAACACUAUAGAAAAUAUGGAAGAAAAAUUGGAUAAUGUUGAAAAUAAAUUAAAAGAAUCUGUGCAGGAUGUAGACGAGCCAACGAGCCCACCCACAUUUUGGGAACGAGCACAUGAUGCAUUUUUAAUGAUGCCCCCACGACCAUCUGUUGACAUUGCUGAUGAUUUUAUUUCAAUUUUAACUCAAAAAGAAAUUAGUGAUGUUGAUAAACUUGAAAGUAGAUCUAUUGAAUCUAAAUAAUUUUAUUGUAAUUUAUAAAAACGGUGUCCCGUAACUGACAGACAAUCUAUCGAGUAUGAAUGAGUAUAUGUUAGUUUUUCACAAAGUUUUUCGC